ACAUAAAACAAAGCAGUCUUCGGAUAUUCAUAGGCGAGUGAAUCCUUUGGCCCUCCUUUUUCUCUUCCUUUAUUGAUCCAUCUCCCAGUCAACUCGGACGGCCAAACCACCAAAGUCCCCCUCACAUUCUCCUUCGUCUGAAAACCCUAAUUUCUUCAUCCUUCUUUCAUUCACAACUUAAAUCAACCAAGUCUAAUUUAAUGGAAUCGAUUAGUUCAAAUCUUUACGAUCUGUUUUUAAUGUCGUUACUUUAUUAUUAACAAUAUCCGAAAUUACCCUUUUUGUUUCUUUUCGUUUCGUUUCGUUUCUAAAUUUGAUAUGUCUUCGGAGAUCGAGGUCGUCGAAGAGGUUGAUCAAUCGUCUCAAUCGCAGAAUCACCAAUCAAACGGCGUCGUUGUCGAUGAAGAGAGUCUUCGUAACGACAUCUACACGGCUGCCGCCUAUGGAGAUUUGGAAAAGCUUCACAAGUUGGUUGAGUCCGAGGGUUGCUCUGUCUCCAAGCCGGAUGGAUUAGGCUACUAUGCUCUUCAAUGGGCCGCGCUUAAUAAUCGGACCGCGGCUGCUCAGUAUAUCAUUGAGCAUGGUGGAGAUAUAAAUGCUGCAGAUCAUACUGGGCAGACUGCAUUGCAUUGGAGUGCAGUUCGAGGUGCAAUCCAAGUUGCCGAGCUUCUACUUCAAGAGGGUGCACGGAUUAAUGCAGCUGAUAUUUAUGGCUAUCAGACUACACAUGUUGCAGCUCAAUAUGGUCAAACAGCUUUCCUCUAUCACAUAGUUUCAAAAUGGAAUGCUGAUCCUGAUGCUCCUGAUAAUGAUGGAAGAAGCCCUUUACACUGGGCUGCUUACAAGGGUUUUGCUGAUUGUAUACGCCUACUUUUAUUUUUGGAUGCAUACAGAGGACGCCAAGAUAAAGAAGGUUGCACUCCACUUCAUUGGGCUGCUAUUAGGGGUAAUUUGGAGGCAUGCACGGUGUUAGUACAGGCUGGAAAGAAGGAAGACCUAAUUGUUACUGACAAUACUGGCCUGACGCCUGCACAGCUUGCUUCUGAUAAGAAUCACAGACAAGUUGCUUUUUUCCUUGGGAAUGCUAGAAAGUUGCUUGAUAAACGAUUUGAUGGGAACAGUACUCUUGGGAAGCUUUCAAAACUAGGACUUGCACCUAUACUUUGGUGUUUGAUUUUGCUGCUACUCGUGACUUAUAUGCAUUCUGUCAUCAUGGCAUCAAAUUUGCCGAAGUUAACUGCUGGCUUUGGCCUUCUUGCAUGGUUGGGUGUUUUCCUAGCAAGUGGUGGAUUAGUUUUGUUCUAUAGGUGUAGUAGAAAGGAUCCAGGUUACAUCCGGAGGAAUGUGCAUGAUUCACAAAUGAAAGAUGAUGAACCUUUAUUGAAGAUUGAGAUAAAUAAUCCUGCUUUGCUAGCUGGAAAUUGGUCUCAGCUCUGUGCCACAUGCAAGAUUGUGAGACCUCUUCGUGCAAAGCACUGUUCCACCUGUGAUCGUUGUGUUGAGCAAUUUGACCACCAUUGUCCUUGGGUAUCCAAUUGCAUUGGCAAGAAAAACAAAUGGGAUUUCUUUCUUUUUCUUGUUUUAGAAGUUUCAGCCAUGUUGGUAACUGGUGCAGUUACUUUUACAAGAAUUUUGACUGAUCCAGUGGCUCCCUCAUCAUUUGGAGCAUGGAUAAACCAUGCUAGCACUCACCAUGUUGGGGCUAUAUCAUUUCUUACUAUGGAUUUUUUCCUCUUUUUUGGUGUGGCUGUCUUAACAAUUGUUCAAGCUUCUCAGAUAUCCCGCAAUAUAACAACAAAUGAAAUGGCAAACGCAUUACGCUACAGCUACCUUAGAGGUCCUGGUGGUAGGUUUAGAAACCCAUACGAUCAUGGGUGCCGGAAGAACUGUUCUGAUUUCCUAGUCAGUGGCCACAACGAAGAUGUGGAGUUGAUUGAAGAUUCUGCUGAAGGGAUUGGAAUGAUGCAGAUGUCAAGAAAUUCAGACUUGCAAAAUGGAGAUGGCCAUAUGCAUCAUGCAAAUGGCAAUGGCCAUAUGCAUCAUGCAAAUGGCAAUGGCCAUAUGCAUCAUGCAAAUGGCAAUGGCCAUGUUGCCAUUAAUUUGAAUUCUAAGAACUCCAACACACUUCAUGGCCACAGUCACGGCCAUGGUAAUGGACAUGGGCAUGGACAUGUGCAUUCCCCCCAUUGCAGCCAUGUUAACCAUAGUAAGUCUAGAUCUGAGAGCAUCCCAAUUGGAUUGGGUCUUGGUCUCGGAUGCAGUUCUGUGCGUUAAAUUGUAUCUGCACGAUAUAUCGUAGGCUGAGAUUCAUGUGCAUUGUGUUAUAUUAUCAACAUACAUCAGCUUUAGCAUCAACAGUUAUAAUGAUUGUUGCUCUUUUUUGUUACCAAAGGGUGUUCAGUUCUUGUACACUUGUUUUCACUUUUGUGGAUUAAUUUAGUUGCUCUGCGAGACCUCCCUAUCCCCUCUGGGUGUUUUUACAUUGCACAAUGUAAAUAUUAAUGAUGGUGGACGGCCCCUUAUUUUAGCAGUAAAAAUUUUUAGCACUUGUUUUCUUACCUA
Mangifera indica (mango) is the source of this 2562-nucleotide messenger RNA. Its product is annotated as protein S-acyltransferase 24. The transcript is spliced from 13 exons. The record is from RefSeq and is a predicted model, not a curated record. NCBI's taxonomy places the organism in Eukaryota, Viridiplantae, Streptophyta, Magnoliopsida, Sapindales, Anacardiaceae. Gene Ontology annotation, biological process: protein palmitoylation. Bases 319 to 2274 code for a protein of 651 amino acids. Gene Ontology annotation, cellular component: Golgi membrane. Gene Ontology annotation, molecular function: protein binding; palmitoyltransferase activity.